CGAUCCUCUACCAUCAUCAUGGCGCAAUUUUCCACCAUCCAAAUAAUUGAAACUAGUUUAACUUUGCUUACUUCUAUCCCUGUUGAUCAAUCAUAUCGGUGUACACGGUGUCUUACAGUGUCCAUGAUCCCUCUCAUGAUCAGCGCUCGCUAGCGCUGAUAGCCCCAGCGUUGAUCUGUGUUGCGACGCUUGGCGUAUGUUAGCAUAGCACUAGCCAGGUCCCCGGCACCGUACUUUGCAAUUGCUGCACAGCGUUCGGUUAUUACGCGUCCUUAUAUACGCACGACGAGCAGCACGAUCUACAGCCCACCUAGUGUGUCGCACGAACUUGAUGAGUCACGCUACCGCUUUGUAUGUUGACGCUGGCCUUCAGGCAUCUAAGUACUUCAAUGUCGGGACAUUUGCAAUUUUAAUUUUCGACUACUACAUCACUCUAGAGGCAGAGUCGCUGUCGGUCUGGCACCGCAAAUGGACGUUUUUGCUUUUUGCGACAGUUUCUUAUGGCGGCCGAUGGAAAGCUGCGCUUCGAACACAAUACUAUCCUGGUGAAAGUUGUGUUAGAUUUGGACAAGCGUCCAACGUGUUGCACAUCAUCUGCAUUAUAGCUGCAGAAGGAUUGCUAAUAACGAGGAUCUACGCUUCCUGGAACAGUAAGCGUCUACUGACAUUCCUACUAGUCUUUCCCGUAGUUUGUUUCAUCAUCUCUUAUAUCAUCUCGGACACUCCCCUAGUCUUCAAUUCUUCGAACACGACCCAAAUUAACCUACCGAAUCCGGGUAACUGUCUUUUCGUGGGCGGGAGAAACAACGUCUUCGAGUACGCUGCUUUAUUACUCUAUGAACUGGUCCUCCUGUGCUUGAUGUUGUUCAUCAAAUCCAGAAGAUACAAAAAUACUGUCGGACCGCUUCAAGAAACAUUUUUCAAUGAUUCUGUGAGAUAUAUGAUUUGUAUCAUGAUCACGUCUUCGUUUAGUAUCAUUCUGACUAUGGUUCCCCCGAUUACAUGGGUUUCUAUCACAGACUCUCCACAGAUCGUCAUCCACAGCGUCCUCGCAUCUCGGAUCCUUUUCAACCUACGAGAAAGUGAAGGACGCUCGCGAAAUCAUACAAUACUAUCGGAUUCAGAAGUAUCUGAGAUGCAGUUUGAUGAAGCCCAGUUCUCAACGUUGGGGGUUGAGGUUUAAUGGACAUCAUGAUGUGUCGCUGGGCUGGUCCCACCGUGUAUGUAUCUCAUGUCCAUAUUAAUCGACUUGCGCACUGCGAUGCUUGCUUGUCUGCUUGGGACCAUCACCUAGGGGGACUUUGGAGACACAUUGAAAAUUCUCGAUGCAUUACUUACAAAGUGCAGUGUGGGAACUUCCUGAUUAUCUCCUUUG
Messenger RNA from Suillus paluster, 1375 nucleotides. RefSeq lists its product as uncharacterized. Lineage: Eukaryota; Fungi; Basidiomycota; Agaricomycetes; Boletales; Suillaceae. Bases 332 to 1183 code for a protein of 283 amino acids. The transcript is spliced from 16 exons. The record is from RefSeq and is a predicted model, not a curated record.